This is a messenger RNA of Manacus vitellinus (golden-collared manakin), 3280 nucleotides long. It is a transcript of the gene GGT7, whose product is annotated as gamma-glutamyltransferase 7. Gene Ontology annotation, molecular function: glutathione gamma-glutamate hydrolase. The transcript is spliced from 14 exons. Bases 443 to 2191 code for a protein of 582 amino acids. Gene Ontology annotation, cellular component: plasma membrane. The record is from RefSeq and is a predicted model, not a curated record. Gene Ontology annotation, biological process: glutathione catabolic process. Lineage: Eukaryota; Metazoa; Chordata; Aves; Passeriformes; Pipridae.
CUAAAUUUCCUUUUCUUCAGUCCUGCUGCAUUUCAGAGACCUCUUUUCAAGUCAGCGCUAAGGACCCCUUCAAGCGGAGCAGUAACUGGGCCCAUCACCGAAGACUGAUGAAUGGACUGAAACGGAGCAAAAUUCAGGCGGUUUUUGUCCCUCUUAAUCUCUAGGGAAGUCAGUUUGGAAUAACUAGAGCUAAACUAAGGGAUCAGUAGAAUGACUGAAAGCAGCAUCUGAGCCAGAAAGGCUCUUGAGAGCUGUGAUCAAUGGGGAAGGUGAUAGCCAUGCUGGAAGGGGCUCCAUGUAACAUUAGUGCUGGGUAAACACUGCAGUAAGAGUCCUGAGUUGCUCAAUAACUCACACUUGUUUUCUCCCUGCUGCCCACAAAGACCCAGACUCCUUCCUGAAGUCUGCACGUCUCCAGCGCCUGCCCUCAUCCUCCUCGGAGAUGGGAAGCCAGGAUGUGUCCCCUCUCCAGGAGACCAGCAAGGACCCUUUCUCUGGAGACUGCAGCUGCCAGCAGGAUGGGCUGACUGUCAUCAUCACUGCCUGCCUGACCUUCGCCACGGGCGUCACAGUGGCCCUCAUCAUGCAGAUCUAUUUUGGGGACCCUCAGCUCUUCCACCGCGGCGCCGUGGUGACGGACGCAGCUCCCUGCACGGCACUGGGCACGGAGGUGCUGGGCAGGCAGGGCUCCUCGGUGGACGCAGCCAUCGCCUCAGCCCUCUGCGCAGGCAUCGUCAACCCCCACACCUCAGGGCUUGGAGGGGGUGGGGUGAUGCUGGUCCAUGACAUCCGGAAGAACAGGAGCUGGGUGAUUGACUUCCGUGAGGUGGCUCCCCUGGGCAUCCCUUUGGAAGGGGACCUGCAGCAGGACACCAAGCCAGGUCUGCUCGUGGGGGUGCCAGGCAUGAUACAAGGGAUGCACCAGGCACAUCAGUUACAUGGCAGACUCCCGUGGUCCGAGCUGCUGGACCUCGCAGCUGGUGUUGCCCAGAACGGCUUUAAUGUCACACAUGAUUUGGCCAAAGCCCUGAGUGAACUGAAGGACCUGAACUACUCUGACCGAUUCCAGGAGCUGUUCCUGCCGGAUGGGCAGCCCCUCCUGCCCGGCACGUUUGUCCGGCGCCUGGAUCUCGCGGCCGUCCUGGAGCUGGUGGGGGCAGAAGGGGUGUCAGCCUUCUACAGCGGAAACUUGACCCAGGAGAUGAUCUCUGAGGUCAACAACUACGGUGGAGUCUUGGUGGAGGAAGACUUCAGCAAUUACAGUGUCACAGUGGAGGAUCCCAUCCACACAGUCUAUCAAGGUCACCUUGUUUUCAGCCCCCCACCUCCACAUGCAGGUCCUGCACUGAUCACAGCACUGAACAUCCUCGAGGGCUUUAACAUCACAAGUAAAGGAUCCAGGGGAAAUAACUUGCACUGGAUAGCAGAGACGUUAAAAAUAGCUCUGAGUCUAGCGAGCAACCUGGGAGACCCGUCUGGUGACAUGUCCAUCGCUCACACAGCAGAAGGGAUGGUGAGUAAAUCAGAAGCUAAUUCCCUACGCCAGCUGAUUAAUGACUCCCAGUCCUUCCCAUCCGAUCUCCACAUCCCUCACUUCUCCGUGGAGAGCGGCCCAGCUGCCAGCCAGGUCCUUGUCAUGGGGCCCGACGACUUCAUCGUCACAGUUGUGAGUUCUUUGAAUCGUCCCUUUGGCAGUGGAAUCAUAACACCCUCUGGAAUCCUCCUCAACAGCCAGAUGUUGGACUUCUCCUGGCAAAACAAAACAAUGAACCACUCCAUUUCCAGGCCGCAAAAUCUCAUUCAGCCUCGGAAACGGCCCCUGUCCUUCCUGCUGCCCACCAUUGUGAGGCCUUCUGAGGGCAUGUGUGGGACGUACCUGUGUCUGGGGGCCAACAACGGGGAGAGAGCCUUGAGCAGCAUCGUCCAGGUUUUGGUAAAUGUUUUAACAUUUCACAAGAAUCUGAGUGAAAGUUUGUCACUUGGUCGACUUCACCCACAGCUUCAGUCCAACACCUUGCAGGUUGACAGUGAGUUUCCUGAAGAAGAUAUAGAAUUUCUUGUAGCCAGGGGCCACCAGGUGGAUAAAGUCCCAGUGGUCUCCCUAGUUCACGGAGCCAGGAGAACCAACAGUUUCAUCAUUGGCCUGAAGGACCCCAGGAGUGCAGAUGCUGCUGGAGCCACAAUAUUGUAGCACCUCCCAGGUGACCUGUUGUCUGAACAAUGCUGACACACACCAACCCAAGUGAUGUGCAUGUUCUGAAGUGGCCUCUUCUCCAGCCCUGGGGGAGCCCCACCCAGACGUUCUGCACUCACCACCCCAGGCAGCACCAGGGAAGUCAGCAGCACCAACAUGCAGCUCCCUGCUCUUGUUUUUUUUUGGGUUUUUUUGUUUUGUUUUUUUUAUUUUUCAUUUAUUUGCAUUGCAAGCAGCCCAGUCCUUGUUACAGGAAUGCCAGGAGCACACUUUUCUUUUGGGAGAAUCUUGCUAAUAAUUUCAGUCUUUCCAAAGCCAAGUUCUAGAACAUUAGCAAAGGGAAAAACAGUUGAUGAUGAUGCUGAUAUCUUCACUUCCCUAUCUUUCCCAGAGCAAUGGUUUUCAACAGCUCUAACAAAUUCUUCCUCUAACAACUUGUACACCCUCCAAUGGUUUUUUUACAGAGGUUCAGCCUCCUCCGUGGUAAAUUUGAGCUUAGUGGUAAUGGGCUUAAUUUUCUUAGACACCUUUUGGAGAUAUUCUAGCAGUACUCCACAGAUUUGUGAAAAACCACACACCACAGACUGCAAACCACAUGGAGAGCAUUUGGGUAUGUUCAGGGCCUUCCUUCCACUGCCUUAUCUCAGUCUACUCCGAAAGUCUAAAUCAGGUCAUUCCUACAGAGAAGCUUAGGAUUUUCUGCUGACUGAAUUCAUGGCAGUACUCUAGCUCCAUGUUUUUGUACUGGUGAGUCUAUUGGAACAGCUGAAGAGAGUGAGAGAAAAUGUACAAACCAACCCAAACACUACUGAGAUAAUUUUCUGCCUGCAGCAUGUAGUGAAAAUACAAGAAUGCUUCUGCAUUUCAUGUCUGAAAUCAAGUGAAGAAAGAACACCCCAGCUGACAGCUGCACCACUUCAGUCAGCCCAUGUUUGGACAUUUCCUGUUCUUUUUACUGGCAACUUAGAGACACCUGGCACUAAAAAAUUCCUGAGUGAUAAUUUUCUGCGGUCUGAAAUUUGUUGAUGUCCUUCAUGGUGCAAAUGCAUCUAUGGCCACUGUACAUAUUAUAUAUGUAUGUCUGCU